GCCGCCAGUCGCACAUAUCCUCAACCCAUUUCGAAUAUAUAGCCUGCGAAGAUCAAGGACACCAUGGAUAAUCCCGCCUAUGUGAUAGAUUGUGAAAAUGAGUUCGCCAUCGCUGGGGAACGCGAGGAGAAGCUCUCGGAGAAGCCGCGGCCCCACACCUUUGAGGAGGCCAUCACGCUGACGGGAGUGGGCCGCUUCCACUACCAGCUGCUGCUCAUCUGCGGCCUCUGUUUCAUGGCCGUGAUGGUGGAGAUAAUGGGCGUCAGCCUAAUCAUGAACCAGAUGAAGUGCGACCUCCAGCCGACGCUCGAUGAGCAGGGCAUCCUGGCGUCGGCCGGCUUCCUGGGCGUCGUCCUGAGCUCCCAUGCCAUGGGUUUCCUGGCGGACACCUGGGGCCGGGCCACCACCCUCAAGUACGCCCUGUGCCUCAGCUCCGUGUGCUCGAUCGUCUCCGGCUUCUCGGUGAACAUCUGGAUGCUGAUUGUCUUCCGCUUCCUCACGGGCUUCUUCAUUUCCGGCGGCCAGGCGUGCGUCUUCAGCCUGUGCGGCGAGUUCCAUGGCAAUGGCUCGAGGGUUCGGCACGUGACGCUGCUCUCCGGCUUCCUCUGCAUGGCCAUGAUCUUUGCUCCAGCCAUGGCAAUUGGCAUUUUGCCCCUGCGCAUCGAGACCAUUGUGCUGGGCAUGCGCUUCUCGUCCUGGCGCGUUUUGCUCCUGGCCAACGUCUCGGUUUCGCUGCUGGCCCUCGUGGGGAUCAGCACUCUGCCCGAGACACCCAAGUAUCUGCUGGUCCAGGGACGUGGCGAUCAGUCGCUGGACAUCCUGCGCACCAUCUUUGCCAAGAAUUCCGGCAGAAGUGCCUCGGAAUAUCCGGUUAAGGAGGUGGCUCUGGAGAGCGGAGGCGCCAGUUUGUCCGAUGUGCAUGGCUUCGUGGAUGCAGUGCGUCUCGUCUGGCACCAGACAGUGCCGCUCUUCCACCGCGAGCGACUGUGGCACACGCUGAACAUCUGCAGCAUCCAGUUCCUCAUCUACUUCCUGGCCCAGGGCAUCUUCAUGUGGUUCCCCACCAUCCUGGAUGAGCUGGGCACACGCAAUGGCGAGGACAUACUGCUCUGCACUGUCCUCCAGGACUUCAAUGUGGAUCUGGGGGGCUCGCAGGAGGAAGCGGCAGCAAGCUGCUCCGUGGCUGUGGACACCUCCACGUACCAGGUGAUGAUCAUCAUUGGAGCCUGCUUUGUGAUGAUUUAUCUGCUCUUUGCCUACAUCAUCGAUUAUAUAGGCAAGAAGAAUCUGCUGAUGGCCUGGAUGGUACUGACCAUGAUUUGCCUGGUGGCCCUGCACUAUGUGGAGCAGUUCGCCCUGGUGGUGGUCGCCCUGACCGUUGUGAUGGCCAUUGGCAAUUGCGGCGGUCUGGUCAGCACCAUUGCCAUGGAGUUCUAUCCGACGCACAUCAAUGCCAUGGGCAUGUGCUUCAUCAUGAUGGUGGGUCGCUUGGGCGCCGUCGUGGGCAGCAAUCUCCUCGGGCGCCUGCUCUUCGCCAGCUGCGAUCCCAUCUUCUGGGCCCUUCUGGCUCUCGUGGUGCUCCUCUGCUCCCUGGGCUACUUCCUGCCGGAGAAACCGCCCGCCAAACGGACGAAGGAGCCAUCGGCCACAGCGAAGGCAAUCGUGGCUGCCACCACGAGUCCCAUAUUCGCUAUUAACUCCAAGUAGGAUUAG
Molecule: messenger RNA, 1713 nt
Organism: Drosophila takahashii
Lineage: Eukaryota; Metazoa; Arthropoda; Insecta; Diptera; Drosophilidae
Product: niacin transporter NiaP
Biological process (GO): transmembrane transport
Cellular component (GO): membrane
Molecular function (GO): transmembrane transporter activity
Source: RefSeq, a predicted model, not a curated record